UUCACUUGCUAGCUGGGCAGCCGGCUAGCCAGCAUUUUCCCCCCUGCCUAAAUACUUUCAUCCAUGAUGGCGGAGGAUAGCGAAUCCGCAGCCAGUCAGCAGAGCUUGGAAUUAGACGACCAGGACACAUGCGGGAUAGACGGGGACAACGAGGAGGAAAAUGAGCAUAUGCAGGGGAGCCCUGGGGGUGACCUGGGAGCCAAGAAGAAGAAGAAGAAACAGAAGAGGAAGAAAGAGAAGCCCAGCUCAGGAGGAGCCAAAUCGGACUCCGCCUCCGACUCGCAAGAGAUCAAGCAGAACCCAGCCAUCCCCAUGCAGAAGCUGCAGGACAUCCAGAGGGCCAUGGAGCUGCUGAGCACCUGCCAAGGUCCCGCCAAGAACAUCGACGAGGCCACCAAGCACAAGUACCAGUUCUGGGACACGCAGCCCGUCCCCAAACUCAAUGAGGUGGUGACGAGUCACGGGGCCAUCGAGCCGGACAAGGAGAACAUCCGGCAGGAGCCCUACUCACUCCCCACAGGCUUCAUGUGGGACACACUGGACCUCAGCAACAGCGAAGUGCUUAAGGAGCUGUACACGCUACUGAACGAGAACUACGUGGAGGACGACGACAACAUGUUCCGCUUCGACUACUCCCCAAACUUUUUGAAAUGGGCGUUGCGGCCACCUGGUUGGCUCUCCCAGUGGCAUUGUGGGGUGAGGGUCUCCUCCAAUAAGAAGCUGGUCGGCUUCAUCAGUGCCAUUCCUGCUGAUAUUCACAUCUACGACACGUUGAAGAGGAUGGUGGAGAUUAACUUCUUGUGUGUGCAUAAAAAGUUGCGUUCAAAGAGAGUGGCUCCUGUUCUGAUUCGGGAGAUUACGCGGCGAGUUAACCUGGAGGGGAUAUUCCAGGCAGUGUACACCGCUGGGGUGGUCUUGCCCAAACCCGUGUCCACAUGCAGAUACUGGCACCGUUCUCUAAACCCCAGGAAGCUGGUGGAGGUGAAGUUCUCUCACCUCAGCAGAAACAUGACGUUACAGAGGACCAUGAAGCUCUACAGACUACCGGAUAGCACGCGUACCCCUGGCCUGAGGCGCAUGGUGGAGGCUGACGUGCCCCAGGUGACGUCCCUGCUGCAGAGCCACCUGAGCCAGUUCAGCCUGCGGCCCGUCAUGAGGGAGGACGAGGUGCACCACUGGUUCCUGCCCCAGGACAACAUCAUCGACACCUUCGUGGUGGAGAGUCCUGAGGGCGUCCUGACGGACUUCACCAGUUUCUACACGCUGCCGUCUACGGUGAUGCACCACCCGCAGCACAAGAGCCUGAAGGCCGCCUACUCCUUCUACAAUGUCCACACGCACACGCCGCUCAUAGACCUGAUGAACGACGCACUCAUACUCGCCAAACUGAAAGGCUUUGAUGUGUUCAACGCGCUAGACCUAAUGGAGAACAAGACCUUCCUGGAGAAGCUGAAGUUUGGCAUCGGCGACGGCAACCUGCAGUACUAUCUCUACAACUGGAAGUGUCCCCCCAUGGAACCAGAGAAGGUUGGCCUGGUUCUACAGUGAGACGGACCUCUCUCGUCACUCAGAGGACCUCUUCCACCAUUGAUCUGAUCUGGACAUUGAGGUAGUCCUCAGGAACAGCCCGAAAUAAAGAAAUACGUCACAAAAAGACAACAAAAACCCAAAACCUGUCAAAGCGGAACGAUAGACUUUUUAACGCUGCUCUUGCAAUCGUCAUCAUCUGUAAUAUCAUAAUAAUCAUCAUCAACACCAUCAUCAUCAGCAGCAGCAGUCAUGGCCGUCUGAGCUGAGGGAGCCGACUCGCUCUGUCCUCUCCUUCCCUUUUAUCCUGAAUGUGAAUCACAACAUCCAUGUCAAAGUGGCUCAUGCAGCAACAAGAUAUCUCCUCAUCUUAACGCCAUACUUUACUGUACUGUACUGUACUUACUCCUGUCGACUGUGCACAAAUACACACACACACAGACACGGACACACGCAUACAAACGGACAAACAUUGUUCAUUUCAACAUGUUUCAUGCUUACUGUUACAUUAUACAGUGGUCUACCUGCACACACAAUCCAUUGGAAGGAGUUGUGUAUGACUGACAUUGUUACAAAUGUUUUUUUUUGUUCUGUUUUUUUUGUGUGUUAUUUUGUACAGUUAAGAUGCAUCAGUGUUUGACAGAAGCAAACCUGUAGAACUCUAUACAUUUCCUGGCAGAUAUUUAUUAUUACUACUUGCGUUAUAUGGGUCGGCCAGAGGAGGACCGUUACAAUCCAAAGUUUGUCUCUGUGUUGGGUCCUUUCUCCCAGAGAAAGAGCCUUGGUUGGGUAGUGUAGCUUACCUAUGUUGCGGGGGGGUCAAUGUGGGGUAUUUUCAAGAAAGAAUGUAUUUUGCAUUUUUGAAGCACAAACGUAAACAUAAUUGAACUGAAUGCUCUGUGGUGCAUUAUUAUUUCAUUGUUUUGUUUGUUUACUUUUCUGUGUUUUGCUGUGUACGGUAGGAAUGUAUGUGUGAGGGGGCAAUGUUUAUUGACCUGUCACUACAUAGUCGAUCUGAGGUCUAUACUACAAAGCUGGUUCAGGAUAAGUUAAGGUUAAGUUAAGAGGUAAAUCGUCUAAUACAAGAUCUUUUCUUAGGAAAAUAAGGACUCCAGGCUCUUCUAUUAGAUGAUUUACCUCUUAACUUAUCCUGAACCAUUUUUGUAGUAUAGGCUCCAAGGGGAAGCCUGGAGGUAGAAUAUCCUGACAAUGUUUAUAUUCCACACAGUGCUAUUUUUGUUCUUUUAAGUUAUACUGAUAGGAUGUUUUAUGUUUUUUUUUCUUGUAGUAUUUGUUUUCUUUUAUUUGAAAUGAAAGCAACAAUUUGAAAAAAAAAAAAGUAUAUGGUUUCAAAUAGAAGGUACCCACUUGUGAUGCCUUCAAUGUCAUCUGAGAAUACAGCACAUGGUGCACAGCCAUUUUCUCACUCCCAAAUGGUGACUUUUGUUUCUCUUAACAAGCCAAUACAUUGUGAAUUCUGAUGUUUAAUUUUGAAAAAUGUUCAUAGAUGGCCUGAAAUAGGUGACAAAAGCAUGGUUUAUCUCAGACUUAGUUAUAAAUAUGAAACCUUGUGUUGUGCAAGGUUAUUUCUCAAUGACUUGCUUUAUUUGAUUAUUUCUUUGACAAAAUAGCACCAUACAAUAACAUCUAGACAAUUGAACCAGACGAUCUUAGAAAGUGUCUGCUGCGGCACUCUUGUAAUCUCCGGCAAUAGAGGCACCUUACCGCAGGUAUGUCUUACUACUCUAGGUUGCCUGCCUGAUGCCUGGUUGUAUGUGCAUGUACCUGAGCCAUGUUUGUACGUGUUGUGGUAUGAAUGCCCUGAAAUCGGAGCCGCUCUGACAACACCCAAAGUACUUGCCUUAUUUGAGAGGUUUUCUUUUUUUAAUAUUGAAAAAGUCUGUAGUUUUGAAAAUGCUCAGCUUUCUCUCUUUCUGAAAACAAUAUUUUUAUUGAUCUCCAUUGCAAGUUGUUUAAAGAAACAGGAAAAAUUACCAGCACUGUAGGUACAUGACGAUCAUCCAAGUUAUGGGACUUGUUUUAAUUAUAAUACACAGUGAAUUAUACCAGCAUGGAUUUGACUGAAUAAAUUCAUCCAAAUUAUGA
Engraulis encrasicolus (European anchovy) is the source of this 3633-nucleotide messenger RNA. RefSeq names its product N-myristoyltransferase 2 (gene nmt2). Bases 64 to 1548 code for a protein of 494 amino acids. Gene Ontology annotation, biological process: N-terminal peptidyl-glycine N-myristoylation. NCBI's taxonomy places the organism in Eukaryota, Metazoa, Chordata, Actinopteri, Clupeiformes, Engraulidae. Gene Ontology annotation, cellular component: cytoplasm. The transcript is spliced from 12 exons. The record is from RefSeq and is a predicted model, not a curated record. Gene Ontology annotation, molecular function: glycylpeptide N-tetradecanoyltransferase activity.